This is a messenger RNA of Chiloscyllium plagiosum (whitespotted bambooshark), 1234 nucleotides long. Its product is annotated as ADP-ribosylation factor 3-like. NCBI's taxonomy places the organism in Eukaryota, Metazoa, Chordata, Chondrichthyes, Orectolobiformes, Hemiscylliidae. Gene Ontology annotation, molecular function: GTP binding; GTPase activity. The record is from RefSeq and is a predicted model, not a curated record.
CGCGGGGUUUGGAGCUUGUAAGAGUGACGUACUUUGCAGCGAGGAGUGGGCGUGGGUGAUAUCUCCAAUUUACUAAAGUUGGACUUGGCUGAGCCUGCGCAGUGUGCAUCUGUGUUUUUGUGGUGAUAGACCUCUAUAAUCAAGUAGAAACUUCCUGAAAUCAGUGGAGGAAAACAAGUGAUUGACCAUGGGAAUCCUUAUGUCUCUUAAACAAUACUUUUCAAUGAAAGAAAUGAGAAUUCUCAUGGUUGGUCUGGAUGCUGCUGGAAAAACUACCAUUCUGUACAAAUUGAAGCUUGGUGAAAUUGUUACCACCAUUCCCACGAUUGGUUUUAAUGUUGAGACGGUAGAAUACAAAAACAUCAGUUUCACUGUGUGGGAUGUUGGUGGCCAGGACAAAAUUCGAUCACUGUGGCGUCAUUACUUCCAGAACACACAAGGGUUGAUAUUUGUGGUUGAUAGUAAUGAUAAAGAGCGUGUGUCUGAGGCACGUGAGGAACUGAUGCAGGUGCUUGCAGAGGAUGAGUUGCGCAAUGCUGUUCUUCUUGUCUUUGCCAACAAACAGGAUCUGCCGAAUGCAAUGAGUACAGCUCAAAUCUCAGACAAGCUGGGCCUGAAUUCUCUGCGCAACCGGGUCUGGUAUAUUCAGGCCACGUGUGCCACCAGUGGUGAUGGUCUCUUCAGCGGUCUGGACUGGUUAGCUGGUCAGUUGAAACACAAGUGAGGACUGCUUUCUCACGAUUGUUUGGAAAAGUUGACUCACUCGAUGAGGUGAAUUUAGCCAUGCUAACGUUUUUACUUUCAUCAUUUCCUUGGGGUGUGGCGUUUGCUGUUUACUGUCUUGAAUCAAUGAUACACUCAAUAGUGUCUUUGAUUUUGCUGUAGUCUCUCUUCCAAGACUUGUUCAAGCAGCUCCUGCUAGCUUAAUGUGAGAAAUUCAAAUUUGAACUGGACCUUGCGGAAAGAUUUAAUGAACCGACAAUGCAUUAAGAUUUUAUUCAAUCAACAGUGCACUUACUGCAUUCCAAUAAGAUAUUUUGCUCCUGUUUUUUAAAAUGCACUUUUGACCACUGCUCUAAACUUGACAAGCAUUUUGUUCAGUUCUUUUGUACUGCAUUGCAAUCACUGGAUUAGUAACUUGUUCUGGAUAUUUUAUAUUUUUGCUUAAUGCCUAACCAGUAACAAUAGGUACUACAAAACUAACCUUAUUAAAUAUUUAAUCUGUUCACCUCUG